GCUCGCUCCAAGCUCCCGGACUAUAUGAUCUCUACUUCCUUCUCUGACCCAUACCCCUAUUUGUUUCGAAUGCCCCUUAUAUUAUUAAAUUGACUGAUUGGGGCACCAUUGUUUGUGUGUCCUCAUCGCUACCUUUCCUCGCGUCAAGUGUAUGGCCGGCGAUAUACACUAGAUGUCGACCCAGCAACAAAGCCCUGUGCCCCAGGUCGGGAAGCUCGUCAGCGUCGUCCCGGUUGGCUUAAAGGAGGCCGCUCUCGACUCGCCGACAUUCCGUGCCACCGCACUACACUUUUCCGACCAAAUUGAGUAUCUUGAAAGAUGGCUUGAUGGCUACGCGAAGGCUGCUUCAAAGCUCUCUACAGAGCUAGCAGCCAUGGAGGGCAUAGUCAGCACCUUUCUGUCGUAUUCUACACAUCCCCUCGCCGUCUCAGAAGCGGCUCUCGACCAUGAUUAUACGUUGUUGUCAAUGAAGAGGUGCGGCGACAGCUCGAAGGAUUUGUGGAGUGGAUUGGUAUCCACUUCAAAGAAGAUUGAGAUAUUGGUUGCAGAACCUAUCAGAGUCUUUAUUCAGGAUGAUUUGCGCAACUUCAAGGAGACCCGCCGAGUGCUCGAUCAGACACAAAAACAUUAUGACAACCUUCUAUCCAGAUAUUCGGCGCAAUCCAAGUCGAAGGAACCCUCAUCUCUGAGAGAAGAUGCCUUUCAACUUCAUGAGGCUCGCAAAGCUUAUAUCAAGGCGUCGAUGGAUUUUUCCGUGCAAGCUCCCCAGGUGCGGAAUGGCCUUGACCGGCUCUUAAUCGGCGUGUCCUUUGAUCAAUGGCGAGAGUUUAGGACAUUCCACCUAAUAAACGGCGCAAGCCUUGCCAAGUUCGCUCAUGAGAUGGAUAGGAUAAAAGGCUGGGUUCUUGAAAUGGAUGCAAGUGAAAGGUCUUCAAAGCGCGAGCUACUUUCCGCAAGGAAAGAGAUUGAAGAAGUGGCGGAGACAGUGGCUAGGCCGUCUCGUGAACUUGACGACUAUUCUAUAUCCACUGUCCCUUAUCUUGGGUCUCGUCCACUAUCAAAUCUCAGCAUGACAAAAGAAGCGAGACCUGAAAAACAGGGGUGGGUGUACCUGCGAACUCUUUAUGGCAAGCCUACACGGACCACUUGGGUUAGGCGCUGGAUCUUCUUAAAGAAUGGCAUCUUUGGUUGUCUUGUGCAGGGUCCGCGAACUGGAGGCGUUGAAGAAAGCGAAAGAAUAGGUGUUCUACUCUGCAGUGUCCGAGCGGCAUUCCAAGAAGAACGGCGGUUUUGUUUUGAGGUGAAGACAAAAAGCAGCAGUGUGAUGCUCCAGGCAGAGACUCAAAGGGAACUGAUGGAGUGGAUUUCUGCUUUCGAGGCUGCUAAACGGAAAGCCCUGGAAAACCCAGCCAGCACCGACCUUUCGGUUUCCGGCAAAGUUACUGUCCAAGAUCCAGCUUUCGCAAUUUCCCAGCCUCCAGCUCCCGAGUUCACUGCUGAACCAGCGGAUUCUCUAACGCCCCACUCGAGCGAUGAACAGCAUUCAUCAGAUCGCAGUGGGAUGCUUCCUCUCCCAGAACGAGACCCAGGCUCUCUUCGCAACAGCAGCGAUAUCACCCGGCGGCUCACUGGUCUUGAACCUGAAAAUUCCCCCAGAGAACACACAAAUCGAAUUAUUCAGAAAUUGGAUCUCCACCGCAAACUAAACAACAAUGUUCAACCGUCUACCUCCAUACCGGGUGCGAGCGGUGGAAUAGCCAGCCUUAUCUCUGCUAGUCAUAAUACGCUCGUUUCCGGUACCGCGCUACCUUCUAGUGUAGCAGAUAACGACGCGAGUAGAGGGCGCAGUAUGUCCAACCGUUUUGACCCUCCCACAACCCUCGCACCCCCAACUCUAGCAAAUCCCCCUGCUCCUACAAGUAUGAGCAAGGCAGCUGUUAUUGUGAGCAAUGAACGAGGAAUCGGGCUGGGGCAUACUGAUAAGACUGGCGGCAUGCCUAGUGGUAUGAUGGCAAACUUAUGGGGUAGCUCUAAUUGGAGUUUCGUAAACAGGAUUGAACUUGAACACCGUGGACUUUCCGACGCAGAGCAAGAUGCAAACUCUCAACAACAGCCGUCCUCGUUGAUGAAUGGCUCAUCGAAACAAGUUUUAUCAUCAGAAGCGAAUACUCCUAGUGGCUCUAUGGCGGCUAAGCAACAGAAGUCUGGACCCCGCCACAGACAGACUGUUAGCCUGGACGGGAAUAAUGCCACCCAAGUGCAGCGAGCAAUUUUGGGUGUUACGCACGAGUAUCCGAGCUACUAUCCGCAGCAGCUCAAGAUCCAAGACGCCCAAUUCAGAUUGCUUUUCCCAAACGUUAAGAGGGAGGAGCCUUUGGUUAUGGUGUUUCGAGCUACAUAUGCUAUGAAUGAUCAUCAAGAAUUUCCUGGCAGAGCUUAUGUUACUACCCGUGACUUGUACUUCUAUAGCCACUACUUUGGGCUCGUACUGACAACAAGUGUCUCGUUGGAGAGCAUCAAAGAGGUGACGGCCGCUGCUGGACGAGACUCCGAUUUUCUGUUCUUCCACACCGUUCCAAAGCCUGGCGAAGAUACCCCUGGUCGGAUUACGGUGAAGACUUUCCUUGAGCCAUUGAAGCUUCUCCAGAGGCGCCUCAAUUUCUUAAUCGACGAUGCGACCGCAGUCGAGCCUCUGGGGCUCGAAGCAAUCUUUAGCGCUCUAAAUAAAAUGGAAUCAGAUGCGACAACACGAACUCCUAGCCUCGAUAGCUGGGAGGACGUGGGCAUGGACGAAAGGUUUUCUGGAGAAGAUGCUGCAAUCCAAGGGUCACGGAAGGAUAUUCGGCCGGCCCUCUACAUUGAGAAAGGUUUAGAUAUGCAUUCGAGGAAGGGUAGCAAUGGCAAGGAUGUGAUGAAGUUCCGAUUACCAACACAGCCCGUCCAGUACGUUCCUCAAGGGAACCUUCAUCUUGCAGCAGAGAAGGUAUUUGAUCUCAGCCCUAAGGCGGUUUUCCAUAUCCUAUUCGGCGACAAAAGUGCUGUCUGGCAGCUCCUUUUGCACCAAAGAAGGGCACAAGAUGUUAAACAAGGACCUUGGACUCGCAACGAAUCUAACCAUUUGAGGCGGGAUUUCAAAUACCAGAUCGAGACGACAAAUAUAUUGGGACAUACACAAGGCCAGGACAUAUCCGACUAUCAGAUGAUAGACGUCCUUAAUGACCACCUGUGCUAUGUGAUAACGGAUAAAAGGACUCCCUGGCAUCUUCCAUUCAAGCGCUCGUUCAGGCUAGUCAGUAAGAUUGUGAUCACCUUCGCCGCGAAGGGUAAGAGUAAGCUUGCUGUCUAUACAAAGGUGGAGUGGUUGUGGUCUCCCUAUGGCAUUCAAAGUGUUAUUGACAAACAGGCAAAUGGCGACCUAGAGCAAGAUGCUUUGGAUCUUGUUGAUCUUGUGAGCGAGCAGGUGCGCAGGCUUGGCGCACAUAGCCGAACCAAGAAAGCCAUUACCAUCUUCGGUCAAGUCGGCCGCCAGAACACCGUAUCGCAGUUAGGCGAAUUGGAUUUAAAGAUAGAGAUUCGAAACCCUCGUACUCAAAGGACGUUAGUUCAGCUUUUAUUUGAGACGUUCGUCAGCUUCCUCGAGAGCGCUAUUUCAUCCGUGAUGCUUUGGACAUUUGCCUUCUUCCGCUGGGUCUGGAAGACUGCAAACGCAAAUCUAAUUAUUCUCGCCUUAUUAAUAUCAAGCAUGCUGAUUAAUGGUUUCUAUACCUCACGCGACGCCUAUGAUUGGUGGUAUGAAAGGAAAGCCGAGAAUUUCAUGGCUCGUCUGGGAAUCCAUCCAGACCAUGUCAUGAGCAAAGCUAUUUACAUGAGAGAUAUCGAUGAAGUGAUUGCAAAUUCAACCCUCGGGCAAUCGAGCGACAAUGUAAGCGACUGCUUCGCCACCUUCCAUCAGCAAACAAUACGGAACGUUGGAACCCCGUUGUCCAUUAGCACAUCUGGCCCGAGAGAUUCGGCGACGAAGAGCGCAGCCAGACGGCUGCAGCAAACCCGUGAGCGUCUGGCUAUGUAUCGACAUGACCUCGUGGUAGGCCUCCGCGUUCUGAACAGCAUUGAAAGAGAGGUUCUUCAGAACGAAUGGGAGCGCUGGCUCCGACAAGAACUGAGACGUUGCCACCAAAUCGAAGCCCUACUUGUAAAGAGUGAUGACGGUGACGAGGUUGCCGUGCAGGUGGAUCGGGCGGGCCAAAGCGCGUUCGCUGAGUUAUCAGACGACGUCAAGGAAUGGUACGAAAGGUAUUGUACUAGCUGCAGUCAAGAGCAAGAGCUAGUGGAAGGAAAUCACCGUGUAUAUGGCAGCUCAUAAGCAGGCGCCAGAGAAUUGUGGGUCAUUUUGUGUAUUCCGGGUCCUCUGAUAUUUUUUGACGAUACCCUAUUGCAAUUAACGGGUCUGGUUUUAAACUCGUGAAUGAGUUCGACGGCAACCCCAUGUUUUAGCGCUUGAAUGUAU
Molecule: messenger RNA, 4507 nt
Organism: Aspergillus alliaceus
Lineage: Eukaryota; Fungi; Ascomycota; Eurotiomycetes; Eurotiales; Aspergillaceae
Product: putative transcription factor SipA3
Exons: 6
Coding region: 173-4363 (1396 amino acids)
Cellular component (GO): endoplasmic reticulum; cytoplasm; plasma membrane
Molecular function (GO): protein binding
Source: RefSeq, a predicted model, not a curated record